CAGUACGGGACCAAAAGAAGACUGCUGGAAGCCCCUGCAUCAUGAGUUCUGAAAAAACUGGACAAACUAUAACUGCGAAAACAGAAGAAGCAGCAUCAGCUGCUGCUACUGAUCCAACUGCAGUGAAAGCGGCGUGGAAGUGCCCCCUGAGUGAUCAUCACAUUCAUAGAGAUGAUGUGCGAAAGGUUUGGAAAGAAUGCCAAGAGGAAAGCUUCUGGCACAGAGCUCUUCCCUUCUCUCUGGGUGCCAUGGCUGUCACUGGUGGUCUGAUCUACAAUGGUAUUUGGAAAUCAUCAAAGCGAUUUGGUCCCUUUCCAAAACUAGCAGUUGCUGGGAUCCUUGGUUAUGCAGUGGGGAAAGCAUCUUAUGUUGGAACUUGUCGGCGCAAGUUCCAGGAGCUUGGCCUUGGGGAUGGACCAGGAUAUGGACCCUGGUCUAAGGGAGGUCGCUUGGGACCUAUCAGUAACUCUGGUCCUGGACACAGAAACACUGAAGGACUCACCGUCAGCAUGGCUCUGUCAGUAGCAGCUUCACCGUUUCUCAUCAUAAAUAUUGCAUAUAUUUGAGCAAAUCCUCUUCAUCUUUUCUGAUAUACUGCACCUCAUAUUCGUUCAUGUCAAACCAUGUACAAAGUGCCACUAGGGGGAGCUACUAUCCUUUCAAUCAUAGAUCUUCUGUUAUGUAUUUCCUUUGGUUCAAUUACCAGCUGCAAUAUACUUUCGCAAAAAACCCCAAAAGUAUAGAAAAAAACAAGUAGUCUGUUUUGAUUACAAUGGCAGUUCUUUGCAAAGUUUACCAAUGAGCAAUUUGGGCCAUUUUUUAAGAAUCAGCAAACAGAAACUCAAUUACAUAUGAAGAACCAACAUACAUAAAUGUUAAUGUCAUUACAGUUUGUUUUUUGUUUUUUUAAAUAAUUGCAAUCAUUCCAUGUAUGCAAAUAUUUUUUUAUUUUGACUGAAAAAAAUCAACAGCAUAUUGGACACAAAUCUAAUCUCUAAUGUGCAAAUGACAGUACAUUGCACAUAGAGUGAACUCUUAGCAGAGUUUCAGCUGUUUGAGUGAUGGAAACUUUACUCUUUAUACUGUUUUUAUGUUUCAUGUCCUCUUAGAGGAAAAGCUUCUUUUCUGUGUCUAAAUAUCCAUAUGAGACAAUUAAACAUGCAGGUUUAUUAGCUCUAAAAAUAUUGUCAUACUGAAUAAACAGUUUACAACAACACAAGUUACAUCUGGUACUGUAUGUACAAAAUAUGUAGGACAAACUUCCACAUGUGGUACAUACACAU
Messenger RNA from Xiphias gladius (swordfish), 1283 nucleotides. RefSeq names its product OCIA domain containing 2 (gene ociad2). The record is from RefSeq and is a predicted model, not a curated record. The transcript is spliced from 6 exons. Gene Ontology annotation, cellular component: mitochondrial inner membrane. NCBI's taxonomy places the organism in Eukaryota, Metazoa, Chordata, Actinopteri, Istiophoriformes, Xiphiidae. The coding region runs from base 42 to 566 and encodes 174 amino acids.